Molecule: messenger RNA, 1737 nt
Organism: Dendroctonus ponderosae (mountain pine beetle)
Lineage: Eukaryota; Metazoa; Arthropoda; Insecta; Coleoptera; Curculionidae
Product: pleckstrin homology domain-containing family F member 2
Exons: 8
Coding region: 205-1068 (287 amino acids)
Cellular component (GO): early endosome
Molecular function (GO): phosphatidylinositol binding; metal ion binding
Source: RefSeq, a predicted model, not a curated record
AUGUCCACAAUCUGAUAGACAGCAAUCGACAUUGUGACGGUGCAUUACAAAAUCCCCAAUUCCGCCUAUCUACCUUAUAAGUGGUAUGAAAGUAUAUGAUUUCCAAAUCUGAUUUAAUUAAACCGCAAAAGAGAGUUCUUGAUGAAGCACUGAUUCCAGUCGACUGCAGGCCUUUGAUUUUACCUUGAAAGUUAAACAAUUAUUAUGUCUGUUGUAGUUAAUAGUGAAGCUAAUGCCAGGCGUAUUGCUAUGGUCGAGAGCUGUUUUGGCAGUUCUGGGCAACCUUUGGCUGUUCCUGGUCGAGUUUUAGUUGGUGAAGGUGUCCUAACGAAAAUGUGUCGAAAAAAACCCAAGACCAGACAGUUCUACCUGUUUAACGAUAUACUGGUUUACGGCAAUAUCAUUAUCAAUAAGAAAAAAUACAAUAAACAACAUAUCAUUCCAUUGGAAGAAGUAAAAUUGGAAAGCAUAGAAGAUGAUCCCCGUGGUUAUCAACAUGGAUGGCUAAUUAAGACUGCUUCGAAAUCGUUCGCCGUUUAUGCGGCCACGCCCGUGGAAAAGGGGGAAUGGAUGGCCCAUAUCAAUAAAUGCAUUGAUGAUCUUCUCAGGAAAAGUGGCAAAAAAGCUGUAGCAGAACACGCUGCAGUUUGGGUUCCCGAUGGCAAAGCCCACGUCUGUAUGCAUUGUGAAAAGUCCCAAUUUACCUUGAUAAAUAGAAGGCAUCAUUGUCGUAAGUGUGGAGCUGUUGUGUGCGGUCCCUGCUCAAAUAAACGAUUCCUCCUUCCAAGUCAGAGCUCAAAACCUCUGCGAGUGUGUCUGCGAUGCUACGAUGUCCUUAGUGGUGCCAAAGCCAAUAAUUUAGCUGAUUCAGCUCACAAAAGCAAUAAUCAAGAUUCUUCAGGAGAAGAAGAUUCGGAUGAUGAUGACGAAGCACAGAAAGGACAAGACAUGGCACAUGAUGUGUAUAUGAUGACCGAAAAGACGCUUUGGUACCAAUGGGGUAGUAGAUAUAUGAAUGACAAACCAGAGAAAACCACUGGAUGUGGGGGAUGUUUUAAAAGAAAAUGAUGAAUUUAAUUAGAAAAUUUAAGAUAAACUAUUAAAAGUGACUGAUUUACUGUAGGUUGUGAUGGGAUUGCAAAUUGUUAUCAACGCUAGUAGGAAAUGUUGAAACAGUUUUCAUUACAUAGUUUCUUGAGAACUGCUUGGUUUUAAAUGUACUUGGUUUGAUUUAAGAUGAUUUUGAUUUAACUGAUAACGUGCAGAAUGGAGAAAAUUUGCAGAAUCUUUUGAGUUAAUUGAUGAUGGAGAUUUUCGAACAGUGAACUGAGAUCAAGCUUAGUACAUUAAAAUACAAAUAUUGUAAUUGUUGGAUAUUGGACUACAAGUUUAGUUAAUUUAAAAAAAAUCGCUUCUAGUCCUAAAAUAGUCAUAAAUGGAAUUGCAAUCUCCUUAGUAAGUAGGCAUAUUAUCUCAUAUUUAAAAAUCUCCUUUUAGCACUCUUUAUGUAUGUUUCUAUAAUAAUACGUUUAUUACUUUUUUCACCACUCUUAUCCCUAUAAGCACAAAGUAUAUUUUAUAAUUAUAUAAUUGGUCAGUAACGACUAACGCUGGUUUAAUGUGGAAAUAGGUAGAAGAUACUCAAUUAAGUGAGGUGAUGUUGGCUGAAAUUUUCGUAUAAUUUUAAUUGUGUUCAGUAAUAAUUGACAAACCAGUAAAAGCAAUCGUUUAUUGAAA